UGAAUUGCGAAUUGUGCAUUUUUUCAGAACCAUUCCCUUGCUCCUCAACCGCAAUCCUCGUCCAGAAGAUCGUCCUAUGUGACAACGACUACCAAUACAUACUUCAUAAACUUCGCUUACACACCAUGACGGAGGGCCAGUUGCCCUACAGCGACUUCCUAUAAUGAGAGUCCUAGCACGAUGCGGCCUUGGUCUCCGUGGGAUUCUGCAUACGAAGCUACAGGGGAGCCUACAUACGAACCGUCGACCGAGCCAUGCUUUCUCCAGCUCUGCUUCAAACCGCAGCAUCGAGGAACCACGUCUAUCAUUUCAGAAGGUCCCCGCGCCCGUCACCGAGUUAGUGAGAAAGACACCGCGGCGAACCCCCGCCACCAAGUCAUCGGGGCGUCGACACAAAAAGACAUGGAAUCAUGAGCAUCGCCCUCCCAGCCGCUUUCGCUGGGCUUCAAAGGAAACCCCCGACUACAUACGCGAUCAUCUGUACAGCGUUCUCGAGUCCUACGUCCUCAAUAGCGAGCGUCUCGCGUCCGAACAUUUCCCCGCCCUACCCACAACUGUCGAUUCCGACGCUUUGGAAGGCGAUUCCGAUACGCCGGACCCGUAUGACACGACAGUCAAGACGCCGUGCGUUCACCUUGACGCUGACCAUAAAACGUACGACGCAAUCGUCAUCGAUUGCGAGAUGGUCACAUUACGAGGCGGCCAGCAGGGCCUCUCGAGUGUCGUCGUUCUAGACUUCUUCACUGGUAAAAUUUUGAUGCGCGGCCUCGUAAAGCCGACGGGCAUCGUCACCGACUGGCGCCGAGGGGUCACAGGAAUCAAUAAGGCAAAGAUGGCGGAAGCCGUCAAGAAAGGUAAGGCGUUCGCCAAUUGGGCGGUGGUGCGCAAAAAGAUCUUCAAUGUGACAAACCCCGAAACUAUCUUCAUUGGGCAUGCGUUGAGCAACGAUUACCGUGUCCUGCACAUGGCGACCAAUCGCGUUGUUGACUCCAUGACGCUGCUAUCGCACGCUGUAUUCGGGGACGCGAAAACCUUUCCGCGCACCUGGAGCCUGAAGUCUGCAUGUAAGGAGCUGUUGCAACUGACCGUGCAGAAGACGCGCGGCGCGCAUGAUCCCCUCGAGGACGCCCUUGCUACGCGAGAACUCGUACUCAAGUUCGUGCAGGAUCCCAAGAAGUUAACAGAGUUCGGUGAAAAUAUUCGUGCAAACAUGGCGCGAAUAGUGCAGAAGGAGCAGGAGAAAGAAGCAGCAAAGAUUCGAAAAAGGGAACUUCGGAAAGCUGAGAGAGCGAAGAAGAGUUCUGAGCAACUUCUGCAAGAGGCGGCUGAGAAGGCGAGGAAGAAGGAAGAGAAACGAAAAGAAAAGGCGGCCAAGAAAGCAGCACUGUUACAGCAGAAAACGCUUAAACGAGCUCAAAAAAGAGAGAGGCAAAAGCAGUGGAAGAAAUGGCGAGAAGCUAGGGAAGAGGGGGAGCACAUAAGCUUCAAGGGGUGGUCUGACGCGCAGGGUUUGAAUGCCUUUAUCAAUGUUCCUGGAUAGUUCGUCCUGCUCGUGCUCUUUCGACGCACGUGGUUGAAAUUAUCACGGCA
This is a messenger RNA of Xylaria bambusicola, 1590 nucleotides long. RefSeq names its product ribonuclease H-like domain-containing protein. Gene Ontology annotation, biological process: rRNA processing; ribosomal large subunit assembly. Bases 164 to 1540 code for a protein of 458 amino acids. Gene Ontology annotation, molecular function: nucleic acid binding; exonuclease activity. The record is from RefSeq and is a predicted model, not a curated record. The transcript has 2 exons. Lineage: Eukaryota; Fungi; Ascomycota; Sordariomycetes; Xylariales; Xylariaceae. Gene Ontology annotation, cellular component: nucleus.